CAGGAAUGGAUGAAGAUGGAGUGCACGAGGUGGUGACGGGGAUAGAAGGAAGACAUCUAGGGGGGUGGGGGCUGCUGCAGAUAGCAGGAUGUACAGGUUUGGCGGCUUACUCUGUGUGGGCAUUGGUGCUGAUGCCUGGCUUCAGGAAAGUGCCAUUAAAAUUGCAGGUUCCUUACAUGCCAGCCAGUGCCAGGCAAAUGGAUAAUGUACUGACACUGCUGAAGGGACGGUCGGGAAAGAUGGUGGACCUGGGCUCUGGCGAUGGCAGAAUAGUUCUGGAGGCGGCCAGACGGGGCUUCAGUCCAGCGGUGGGGUAUGAGCUGAACCCCUGGCUAGUGCGUCUGUCAUAUUUCUACGCCUGGAAGUCGGAUUAUCACCGCCGGGUGUCUUACCUGCGAGAAGACUUGUGGAAGAUGAAACUACAUGACUGCAAGAACGUCUCCAUAUUUCUGGCCCCCAGUGUGCUCACGUUGUUGGAGGAGAAGAUGCUGGAGGAGCUUCCUGAUGAUGCCCGUGUGGUGACAGGACGCUUUCCCUUACCGACAUGGGCACCCAGUGCCAUCAUUGGAGAGGGCACAGAGAGAGCAUGGGCCUAUGAUCUUAGGACUGUCCGGCAAGCCACGACAGCCAAUCAGCAUGGGACUGAGGUGUGA
Molecule: messenger RNA, 653 nt
Organism: Staurois parvus
Lineage: Eukaryota; Metazoa; Chordata; Amphibia; Anura; Ranidae
Source: the annotation of a GenBank genome assembly